Messenger RNA from Henningerozyma blattae CBS 6284, 1329 nucleotides. RefSeq names its product putative aminopeptidase. Gene Ontology annotation, molecular function: metalloexopeptidase activity. Bases 1 to 1329 code for a protein of 442 amino acids. Lineage: Eukaryota; Fungi; Ascomycota; Saccharomycetes; Saccharomycetales; Saccharomycetaceae. Gene Ontology annotation, biological process: proteolysis. The transcript has a single exon. The record is from RefSeq and is a predicted model, not a curated record.
AUGAGGAUUUUACCAUUUGCAUUAAAGACAUUAUAUACAUUAGAACUUUCACCUUCGAACCACGUCAAAGUGAAUGAAGAAGAGAAAUGGAGUUUAUUAAAACAAGGGAUCAAGUUUAUUGAUGUUACCAAUUACUUUUCCAAACCGGAAAUCCCUGUAGCUAUUUAUAAUUAUCCCAAUGAAACUUUUUAUGAUGAUGAAGUAUAUCGUAUUAGUGAGAAAAUCAACCAUACUGUAAUGUAUGAGAAAUUAGCUAAAUUGACUAGUUUUUAUACAAGAUAUUAUAAAUCCAAACAUGGGGUUGAAUCUGCUCAAUGGUUAUAUGAAGAAUUGGAAAAUAUUGUAAACGAUGUCGAGUUUAUUCAUUUGAAUAAAUUCGAACAUAAAGGUUGGAAACAAUUUUCGAUGAUUGUUCGUAUUGAAGGGAAGAAAAACCGUGAUAAUAUAGUUGUGAUUGGAUCUCAUCAUGAUAGUAUUAAUUUGAUCUUACCUAGUGUACUAGGUGCACCCGGUGCCGAUGACAACGGAUCUGGGACUGUUACGAAUUUGGAAGCGUUGAGAUUAUAUGUGGAGUAUAUUAAAGAAGAUGGAAUGAAGAAUCGUCCUGAUAAUACAAUUGAGUUCCAUUUCUAUUCUGCAGAGGAAGGUGGAUUAUUGGGGUCUAUGGAUGUUUUUAGUAGGUAUCGGGAGGAGAAUAAACGUGUGAUGUGUAUGCUACAACAAGAUAUGACAGGGUAUGUUUCUGAUGAGAAGAAUGAGCAUGUUGGAGUGAUCACUGAUUAUGUUUCUGUGGAGUUUACCGAGUUUUUGAAAUUAAUCAUUAAUAAAUAUUUGAGUAUCCCGUAUUUGGAAACGAAAUGUGGGUAUGCCUGUUCAGAUCAUGGUAGUGCUAUUCGGAAUGGGUAUCCAGCCGGGUUUGUCAUUGAGGGAGAAUUUAAGAAUACGAACCAUUACAUCCAUAGCACUAUGGAUACUAUUGAUCGGUUGAGUGUUGGACAUAUGGGGGAACAUAGUAAACUUGUUCUUGGGAGUGUAAUGGAAACUUGCGCAUUGGGAUGGGUUUUGAAAGGCGUAAAAAGACAAAAGACAAAAGACAAAAGACAAAAGACAAAAGACAAAAGACAAAAGACAAAAGACAAAGACAAAAGACAAAAGACAAAAGACAAAAAGAACAGUAUUUACAUGUAUAAACUAGUUUUAUUAUAUAUAUAUAUAUACGCGUUAACCACGCUUGCCUCUUGGUCUAUCUUUAAUUUUCAUUUUAUUUACAUUUUUACCACGACGAGUCUUGUAACCCUUUGCAAGAAUACCCCAGGGGGAGACGGAUAA